Populus euphratica (Euphrates poplar) is the source of this 1390-nucleotide messenger RNA. RefSeq lists its product as uncharacterized. The record is from RefSeq and is a predicted model, not a curated record. Bases 241 to 1011 code for a protein of 256 amino acids. The transcript is spliced from 2 exons. Lineage: Eukaryota; Viridiplantae; Streptophyta; Magnoliopsida; Malpighiales; Salicaceae.
CAUCACUAAUUUUACCGAAACCUCAUUAGUCGUAUGAGGCUACGGGGAGGGUAAACACUAGACAGCAAAUGCAGAUUCAGAAAUGGUCCUACUGUAAUCUUUUCCAUUUAAUGAAGACAACGAUGACUAAAAGAAGUCUGCCCCUUACCUGUUUCUUUUCCCCAUUGUCUCCCUAGUACAAAAAGGUCACACCCCUUGAAGCACAAACAAGUCGCUAGAUAUAGGCACUUUGAGAGAGAAAUGGAAUCGGAGGCAGAAGAAGAGCCACGCUUCACACCACCAAGGUCACUGCUAAUACCAAAACCACGUGCAUAUGGACCUAGACAGUCACCGGAAAGGUCAGGGACACUAACCCCACCACUCCACACUUCAGCAUCUGUCCCAUUUCGGUGGGAGGAAGAGCCUGGCAAACCCAGGGAAUAUUGCACCACCCUGAUCUCCAGGCCCAUAGACUUCCCACAAAAGUGCCUAGAGUUACCUCCGAGGCUGUUAAUAGAAACCCUACCUUCACCCACCACAGUCUUGGAGGGUCCUUACUCGGGGAGGUCAUCAAGAUUUCAGUCUUCUUCGUUUAGAAUAAUCAGAUCAAGGGAAUAUAAUUAUGGGUCCUUUCGCAGGCGUGGUAGUCCUGAGAGGGGUCAGCUUGGCACCAUAGCUCCUAGCAAGAGGAGAGUCAAAGAGAAAGGCGGGUUUUUGGGUUCUUGGAGUUGGGGAAGGAGGGAUUUGAAGGGUAAUAGAGAGGCUGGUGGGGGUAGUUAUGUCUUUCCAUCUUCGGGUGAUAGAGAAGCUGCCGAUCAAAGCAGCAAUGAGGAGGAAGAGAUGGUCAGUAGCAGCGACAAAGUCAAGAUGACAAGAAUGAGUAGGUCAGGGAGUUUUUCUGCUGUGUCCAAUGCCAGGUCUCAAUUCUGGGCGAGUAUUUAUGGGGGCUUGAAGCACGUCGCGGGAUGGAGGCGUAAGAAACUGAAGAAAGACCACGGGUUUGUGAAGUGCAGGGUGGACAUGUCCAAUUAAAUAUCUGUUAACCGCUAAGGAUGGUCCUGUAUCCUAUCGACCUUUUUUAUUUCUCUGUCAAAUGAAAAUGGCGUUUUUAUUAUGGUAUUUCCCAUCAUCACCCCUUGCCUGUUCUCCUGCUGUGCUGUCAGCCUGUCAUCUGCAUCGUUUUUGGAAGGGCCUGACCUUAAACUGCAACCUUUUUUCUGAACUGUGGGGAGAGCUUACUGGACGUUUUAGCCGAGUGGUUGACGAGGGCAGCAAUUUGGUGGUAUCGUCAAUGUACGAGUGAAAGCUUUUCUUUCUUUCUUUCAUGAAUAGCAGUAAAAGCGUUUUGUAAAGACUGAAAUGUACUAAAGGUAAGUUUUCAAAGAAACUAUUGCUGCGAUUUACCUUAGAA